Messenger RNA from Micromonas pusilla CCMP1545, 809 nucleotides. RefSeq lists its product as uncharacterized. The record is from RefSeq and is a predicted model, not a curated record. Gene Ontology annotation, biological process: protein N-linked glycosylation; lipid biosynthetic process. Gene Ontology annotation, cellular component: intracellular membrane-bounded organelle; endoplasmic reticulum membrane. The transcript has a single exon. The coding region runs from base 1 to 789 and encodes 262 amino acids. Gene Ontology annotation, molecular function: dolichyldiphosphatase activity. NCBI's taxonomy places the organism in Eukaryota, Viridiplantae, Chlorophyta, Mamiellophyceae, Mamiellales, Mamiellaceae.
AUGUCGUCGUCGUCGUCGUCGUCGUCGUCCGCGACGACCCGGGGAGCGCCUCGCGCGCGCGCGGCCGCGGCCGCACCCUCCGCCGGGGACCCGCCCGCGUCGAUAUGCGAAGUCUCCGCCGGCGGCGGCGACGUCCAGAGCGAUGGCGCGAAGGCGCGCGGCGGCGGCGUCCUCGCGGCGUUGAACGAGAGUACCAAGUUCGUCGUCUCCGCGCUCGCGCUCGUCGCGCUCUUGCGCUACCCGAACGUCUCCACGUGCUGGUGCAUCCUGGGCUCGGUCGUGAACUCGAUCAACGGGAAGCUUCUGAAGAAGCUGCUGAACCACGAGCGACCGACGGGCGCGGUGAAGGCGGACCCGGGGAUGCCGUCGUCGCACGCGACGUCGCUGUCGUAUUUGUCCGUCUACGCCGCCGCCGCGAUGCUGACGCACGGGGAUAAGAUGUCUCCCGUCUUGCCCGCGUGGGCGGUGGCCCCUACCGCGUGCGGCGUCGUCGGAUGCGGGGUGUUCCUGACGUGGCUGCGCGUGCAUCUCGGCUUCCACACGACGCCGCAGGUGGUCGUCGGGUACGCGUUGGGCGCGAGCACCGCGGUCGGGUGGCUCUGCGCGAUGGAACGCGUCGUCGGACCGGCGCUGCGAGCGUCGCCGAAGCUCGUGGGGGGGUUGCGCGUCGCGCUGGCGGUCGCCGUAGGCGUGUUCGCGCUGUCGGCGAUCCGGUGGGUGGACGAGGCGAGAGCGUAUUUGACGAGAGAGAAGUCUCUGGGGGAUAAGGCGGACUCUAGUCGUUUUUGAAAGCGUCCGUCCUUUCAAUG